ACAACGUUUUUACCAAUUUCAGAGUGCUUUUGCUCCCCAAUAUCCCUUGCAUGUUAGCAAAUGGAAAGGAACAGCACCGUAACACAAUGCUGUGGUUAAAGAGGACGUGAAACGCUUGGGAACAAGAUUGUCCUAAAAGCAACGUUGUCAACCAUUUCCACCGGCUGGACCUUCCUUCCUCUGCCCCUUUUUCCUCAUUUUCCCCGUUUUUCUCGCUCCCCAGUUACGGUGCGACUGCAUCGCUCGUAGCACGCUCAGAGUGCCAGGAAGCUCGACUUCUCCCGGAGCCGUGAUGAAACCUUCGGAAAUAAACGCGCAGCCGCGCUCCCCCGUAGCAUCUUCGCAUUGCCCCCCUUCAAAUAUCAAAGGAGAAGACUGCCUGGCCCAAAAGCGAUUUAACACCUCAUCCCUCGCUACCUCUAAAACUUCCGCAGUGCUGUUACAAGGGAAGAAAUAAUGGUUUAAUAAAGAGAAUGAGCGGGGCAAGAAGAGCCACAUGGAGAGUGCGGGUGCGCUCGCCGGGGCAGGAUCGACCCUGCUGCUGCGCAGAUUUUUGAAGAGGCAAAAAGCGGGGCUGGGGGACCUCCAGCGAGGGCCGGGGCCGGGGCGGGCCGGCCCCCCCCCCUGCGCCGCCCCCACGCGGCCGGCAGGUGGCGCGCUCCGCCAAGGUGGGGCGAGCGCGGCGCCGGCGCGCCCGGGGACUCGGGGAGCCGCGCACCGACUUGGGCCUAACGACUCCGCGAUCGUCAUUAUUUGUAACCAUAGAGCAUGAAUUACCUCUUGAGGUCAUCAGUGAGAAUUUACGACUGGUCAACAAAAGCACGUGAUUCCCAAACGCACCCCCACCCUCCCCCCAUAUUUGGCCGCAUACAUAGCAAAAACGAAGUACAGUGCAUUGCUAUAAUUCAUUAAUACAUCAUAAAUCGUCAAGCACAGGGUUAUAACGACCACGAGCCACAAAUCAAGCCCUCCAAAAUAACCCAAAUGAGCUCUUACUUUGUAAACUCGUUCUCAGGGCGCUACCCAAAUGGCCCCGACUAUCAGUUACUAAAUUAUGGGACCAGCAGUUCCAUGAACGGUUCUUACAGAGAUUCAAGCACCAUGCAUUCCAGCUCUUAUGGCUACAACUACAAUGGGAUGGACCUUAGCAUCAACCGCUCAGCCUCUUCUAGUCACUUUGGGGCUGUGGGGGAGAGCUCCCGCGGUUUCCCUUCUCCAGCUCAGGAGAGCAGGUUUAGACAGGCGUCUAGCUGCUCCUUAUCUUCUCCCGACUCCCUUCCCUGCUCCAACAGCGAGAGCCAUGGAGGCAAGCCCGCCCCGUCCCCCUCCGACCAAGCUACUUCUGCCAGCACCAACACAAAUUUCACAGAACUAGACGAGACCAGCGCGUCCUCGGGAGCCGACGAGGGCACUCCAAUAAGCAGCAGCAUCCCCCGAGCGCAGGCAGAGCCCAUCGCAACCUCCACCGCAGCAACAGAAGGGCAGGCACCUCAGAUAUUCCCUUGGAUGAGGAAACUUCACAUUAGCCAUGACAUGACUGGACCAGACGGUAAGAGGGCAAGGACAGCGUACACUCGCUACCAGACCCUGGAGUUGGAAAAGGAAUUCCACUUCAAUAGAUAUCUCACCCGCAGGAGGAGAAUAGAGAUCGCUCACGCUCUCUGCCUCUCCGAGAGGCAGAUCAAAAUCUGGUUCCAGAACAGGAGGAUGAAAUGGAAGAAGGAUAAUAAACUGAAAAGCAUGAGCUUAGCCUCUGCGGGCAGCGCCUUUCAGCCAUAAAUUAUAGAGGAAGAAUGUCGAGGAAAGAAGAGGAAAGAUUAAAUAAAUACGUAAAUAAAUAAAUAAAGCUCAGCAGGUCUUA
Oxyura jamaicensis (ruddy duck) is the source of this 1861-nucleotide messenger RNA. RefSeq names its product homeobox protein Hox-B5-like. Lineage: Eukaryota; Metazoa; Chordata; Aves; Anseriformes; Anatidae. The coding region runs from base 985 to 1779 and encodes 264 amino acids. Gene Ontology annotation, cellular component: nucleus. The record is from RefSeq and is a predicted model, not a curated record. Gene Ontology annotation, biological process: anterior/posterior pattern specification; regulation of transcription by RNA polymerase II. The transcript has 2 exons. Gene Ontology annotation, molecular function: DNA-binding transcription factor activity, RNA polymerase II-specific; RNA polymerase II cis-regulatory region sequence-specific DNA binding.